Anopheles maculipalpis is the source of this 1716-nucleotide messenger RNA. RefSeq names its product diencephalon/mesencephalon homeobox protein 1-like. The transcript has 9 exons. Gene Ontology annotation, biological process: regulation of transcription by RNA polymerase II. Lineage: Eukaryota; Metazoa; Arthropoda; Insecta; Diptera; Culicidae. Bases 121 to 1716 code for a protein of 531 amino acids. The record is from RefSeq and is a predicted model, not a curated record. Gene Ontology annotation, molecular function: RNA polymerase II transcription regulatory region sequence-specific DNA binding; DNA-binding transcription factor activity, RNA polymerase II-specific.
UUCGUGUUUGUGUUACAGUUUUCCAGGUGGACAAGUGACGAGGUCACUAGGCCUCGUUUAGCAACAAGCAAGAUUUUCACGGACGGGAAUAAGCUCGGCUCCGCAACGGCGGGAAGAGGAAUGUUUUGUUAUCAUUGUCCACCGUCGCUGCAUCCUGCCGGACCACAUCCCCCUCGGUUACCAACCCUGGAGUAUCCUUUUGCGCCAACACAUCCUUACACCAGCUACUCGUACCAUCCGGCCAUCCAUGAUGAAAGUUUCGUUAGGCGGAAGCAACGGCGCAAUCGGACCACUUUCACACUCCAGCAGCUAGAAGAGCUAGAAACAGCCUUUGCACAGACUCACUAUCCAGAUGUGUUCACGAGAGAGGAUCUUGCGAUGAAGAUCAAUCUUACCGAGGCAAGGGUACAGGUCUGGUUCCAGAACCGGCGGGCCAAAUGGCGCAAAGCGGAGCGGCUGAAGGAGGAACAGCGCAAACGGGGCGGCAGCGGUGGUACCGAUGGGACCGACUCACAGCUGAUGGGCGACAAGCUCGAUACGGACAGUCGGGACUCGAGUCCUGACAUAACUGGCGAUGCGGAUGAUGAUGAUAUGCGAAGCUCCAGUGUGCCCCCGAUGAGUCCUCGGGUGGAUUCGGAACCGGAGCGACCCGGUUCAUCGACGCAGCUCAACUCGGCCCAUUCACUGUCCCAAUCCGCUUCCAACAGUGCCGGAACGCCGUCGCCAGGUUUGAAAUUCGCUCAAUACUCCGUGCCAAGCCCGGCCCCAUCCGCCUCAGCUGACUCACCGAUCGAGGUCGGUGGUCCAAUCUCGCUCACGACCACUUCCCGCACCCCACCGAAUGAUUCGCCUAAUCAGAAUGCCAGCUCCAUUGGUGGCCUUUCGUCAGUCACUACAACUCCCAGCUUCAGCAGUCACAUCUUCGGAAGCUUCGCUGAAAGCAAUGGCGGAUUCCGACCGGUGCUGGAUAAUGGACAGCCGAGGACUACGCCACCGUUGUUCUUGCCGCCCCAUCUUGCUUCGCUUAGCUCCCAGUUUAAUCCACCUCUGUUCCCCAGCUUGAAAGCUGCCUUUCCUGGACUGUGUUCUUGCUGCCCAGUUAAAGCACCCACCACGACCGGUUCGUCCUCCUCACCGACGUGCAGCUCUUCUUCCCCACCAUCCAGUCUGGCCGGUUCCGUCGUUGGUUCAUCCGCUUCCGGCCUUUCAUCGAUCACCAACACGGUUGUCAACAGUGGACUGCCCGAUCCCCGGUCGUCCUCCGUCGCUGAGCUACGGCGCAAGGCACAGGAACAUUCGGCCGCACUGCUACACUCGUUGCAGGCGGCCGCCGCCGCCGGGCUUGCCUUUCCUGGGUUCCAUUUGCCACCGCUUACGCUACAUUCGGCGCUUAGCAGUGCCGGACGCAAGCCAUCCGAUUUCAUCAACGAUCUUUCCAUGCACCAUCACCACCAUCAUCAUCAUUUGGCGGCGGCAGCGGCAGCGUCGGCUGGUGCGCAUCAUCUGGCCGGUGCUGGACAUCUGGCAGGCAUGCAUCACAUUCCAAACAAUAAUAAUAAUAACAAUAGUACCAGUACUAAUAACAAUAAUAACUCCACUGGAAGCAACAGUGGAAGCCCAUCGGAGAACAGAACCAUCGUGUCGCACGCAGACUCACCCCGAUCACCGCGAUCGCAUGCGGGCUCUAGUAACGAAAAGCCAGACUCUAACGAAUAG